Linum trigynum is the source of this 6507-nucleotide messenger RNA. The record is from the annotation of a GenBank genome assembly. Lineage: Eukaryota; Viridiplantae; Streptophyta; Magnoliopsida; Malpighiales; Linaceae.
CCCUCCAUGCCCUGCAACAGACGUGCGUGACCUACUGACUUCCUUUGCUUUUCCAUAACUUUCCCGGCCCACUUCUAUUUACUACAAAGGCCCACAUUUUUUCCUUCCUUUUGUUUUUAGUCACCCACAAUAACGUGGUCCCUGAGACCAAAACAACGGAUUGGGCCUGAUGAGCGAACCCAAAGUCCAACGGUAUUCUUAAACGUAAGAAAAAGAAGUUUCAGACGUGACCGGGCCGGGCUGGGCCGGGCCAGAAGUAUAUUGGGUUUAUCUACUAAUUCUUCUACUCCACUUGUCGGCCUCGCCACGAGGAUCCAUCCAUCGACUUUGAUGUCUGGUAAUUGAAUCAUCGUGGACAACUUGGCUGUCGAAUUUUUUUUUUUUUUACAAAAGAUAAUCUUAUAUAGAUUGAUAGAAAUAGAUCAUUACACCCUGAAAAAGCAGCCAGGCCAGAUAAUCAAAACGACUUGUAGUCGGGUACAAAGAGGGCUUUUCGAGCCACCAAAUGAGCUACCCUAUUGCGACGCCGACCUACAAAUCGAAUAGUAAACCCCAUGUUCAUGUCAAACAACUGGACAACCUCUUCAAGAAUCGAUCCCACUCGAUUAUCCCUAACAUCUCGCCGAAGAAUCUUCUCAAUGGUUGGCUGUCGAUUUGAGACGGUCUUUUACCGACAUUUUUAUGUACCGAUAGAGAGCAAGCAAGUGACCAACCAAUGGAUAUUCACUUCGUAUGAUUAUUGAAUCAAGGACCAAUCAGCUUCAGAUUUGGGAAAGAUAAGGGAAUGGAUUAUGGUGUCAAUCGCAUAGGGGGUUGACACGGUGCCAACCAUGAUCAGAAUUCUACAUUUAGGUUAGUAAUUCAACCGAUGAAAAGACAUUGAUGGCAAAUUGGAUAAUCAAGGGGUUGAAAGCACAAACCCUCCAUGUUUAGCGUAAGGAUACCGGUUUUGCUUUUUUUGUUUUAAAUCGAAACCAAAUUGAUUAUGACGUAUCAGUUAUGAAUUUUCGAUCUCGAGCCGACAUUUACAGUGAGGAGUUUCUAGUAGUGUACAAGUAGUGGUCGUGUCAACUAACUAUUACGUUGUGGUAAUGUUCUAGCUUCUAACAUGUUAUUAUGGUACUAUUGAUUAUGAACCAUCAUAAUUUCAUUUUUCAGUAUAAAGGUCAAGAAACCCCCCAUUAAUGUUUUUGCCCUCCAAGAAGCCCUAAACCCUAGCUCUAAGAAUGGCUUAAGGAAUGGAAUAAAUGUCAUUGGAAGUUCCACUUCAACACGGCUAAUAAAUUUGCCAUUCCUGUUCCUAUGCAAAUGGCAAAACUUUAUCGGUUCUCACCUGACCUGCCACCGCCCUUCUAUUAUAAUAAAGUUUAUAACCACAAUUAACAGAGAAACCAAAGUUGGUGGCUGUGAUUCUGUCGCUAACCGGUGGCUUUUUUUUUUGAGGAACGAAGUACAAAAACAAUCCGUAGUUUGAAACUUUGAACAAUUCUCCCACUUCAUAAUUUCCCCCCUAAUCCGACAAUUAACAAAAACGACGCCAUCAACCUCCAUUAACCACAACUAGCUUGAGCUUUCAACCUAACCCUAUUUUUCUCUCUUGUCCAUAUCCCCCCUCCCAACCAAACCUACUACCUCCGGCUAUGUCAGAUAUGUUGGACGGGAGUCCAUGCGAGCUAGUGUUAUCGAAUUAUUUCCACGGACCUUUUAAUACGAAAUUAAAGUUCGUGCGAACUAUUGUUAUCGAAUUAUUUUCACGGACCCGAAAUUGAAGUUUGUAGCCGAAACUAUUUUUAUUGAUACGCAAGACCGGGAUGAAUGCUAUUUUGUUGGACUUUUAUUUAACACGGAACACAGACCUCUUCAGCUAAGGAAAAUGUCAAUCGCAAAGGAAAACAUGACUUCACAAAAUGGAAAAAAGGAGAAUAGAAAAUAAACGAAAUCCGACCCAAAAAUCUCUGCAAAUUUAGCACAAUAACGGCAUGUUGAACUCCAUAGAAGAGUACCGGUAGUUGUAAGCAAGCAAACCAGAAUCGCGUCUGGUCGCUGGGAGGUUCUUUUCUUUCUCUGCGUCGUCGGAUUAAUUAACUCUCAAACUUUAUCCUCCUCCGCCUAACAAAUCUAUCUCCCUCCCGUCUCCCAUGAAAGCAAAUCCCCUUUUCAUAAAUUAAUUAGGUCAGACUUCAACUUCUCUCAUCUUUCCCUCCAAAUCUCCCCUCGUGCAGGAUUUUGUAGGGGGUUUUCUUUCUCUUUCUCCCCUCUUUGACAUCCGCGUUCCUCAUUCCUUUGGUGACCGGUCUAUUCGGGGGGAGUCGAGGAAAUUCAAACUCGGAAAUCAUACUAUUCUGGACUCUUGCUCUGUUUCACCCCCACUUCCCUUCGAGAUGAAACAAGGAAGAGGAUUGGGAAGGUUAUAUUGAAUGAAUGGUUGGUUGCGGCAACCAUGUUUCUCCCCCCACCAAACCCCUUUCAGAGCGACGAAUCAUGGGGUUGGGCAUGGGUUCUUCUUCUUCCGGUACCACCCGGAAAUUGCUUCCUUUUGCGGCCUCUUUCUGGGUUUGCUUCUCCACUCUGUUCCUUGCUCUGUUUCGCUUCCUCACCGGAACCACCACCACCGCGGCUCUCGGCAGAGCCGAAACCAGCGGUGCCGCCGUUUAUGUAGCGAAAAGCUCCGACUUUGUAGAACCUGGGGAGCUGCCUGAAAUGGGGACUGAACCUGGAAUUGAAGCGGAGUCGGACGUUUCUGAAUUUAGAGAUGAAGUCACGGAAGUGAAGGAUGAUUCAGGGGAUGAGAAGUCUCCCAAACUCGUCGAUUUUGUAGAACCGGAGGAGCUCGCUGAAAUAGGGGCGGAACCAGAAAUUGAAACGGGGACGGACUUUUUUGAAUGUAGAGUAGUCAAGGAAGAGAAAGAUGAUUCAGGAGAUGAGAAGAAGUCCCCCAAAUUCAUGUUCAAAUUCGAGUACCAGAGCUACAGAGAAGAAGAAGAGCAAGAGCAUAUUGAAUUUGAGCUUUCUUCUCCGUUGGACUCUAUACCCACCGCUUCAACUACUAGUAAGUACGAAUUCUUGUCCGGAAAGGAUUUUAGUCACUAUGUGGAGGAGCCGGAAGCCGUUCGCCUCACCGUGAAGGAGUGUUUUCUCGGUUCCGAUGAGGGUUUUGCAGCCGCCGGCGAAGUUUCCAAAGUUGUUGAGCCGGAAUUUCUUGUUGACAAGAAGGUAGAAGAGAUUCCAGUUGAUGUUCUUCCAUCUAAUGACGAUGCUGCAACUGAGGCGGAAUCAUUUGAUCAAGAGGCUUCAAUCAGCAAAGGGAAGAAGACAGUUGAUUUUGAGCUGCCACCAGGGGAUUUAUUCAUGGGUGAUGAACUGGACUUGGAGUCGAUAGCUUCAAGCAGUGGAUUCAUGAGUCGUUCCCUCUGCUCAACCAGUGAUGAUGACGGGUUUUUUUCAGAUUGCGAUUCUGAAAAAGAGGGAAUGAUGAAUUUUCUCCACAGCUUGAACUACGAGGAAGGCGUCGAUGAUCUCGAGGAUGAAGAAUCACAACCUGAAGUGGGUUCCGUGGUAAAUGAUCCAAAGGGCAGUAAAGAUUAUUCUUUUAAGUCUGAUUCAAAGGAUGAUCCAUCUGGUUGGGACUCUGAGGACACUAGUAAUGGAUUGGAGAUAUUGUGGGAGCAUCAAGAAUUGAUAGAGCAGCUGAAAAUGGAGCUGAAGAAUGUUAAGGCGACUGGGCUCCCAACCAUUUUGGAAGAUGACGAGUGUCCAAAGAUUGUGAUGGAAGAUUUGAAGCCAUGGAAGAUCGAGGAGAAGUUCCACCAUGAAGAUAGGAUGAGCGAGCUUCACAAGUUCUACAAGAGCUACAAGGAAAGAAUGCGCAAGUUCGAUAUCUUGAAUUACCAGAAGAUGUAUGCAACAAGUUUUCUGCAGUCCAAGGACCCAUUUCAAUCCACGUCAGCAACUAAGAAAAUUGAGGCUUCAGCUUUGGGAACCCUUUUCACACAGAAGCUGAUGCUACUCAAGCGCAAGAAGUCCAUUUCUGAUCCAAUGGCAAAUUUCAUGAAGGAAUUGCAGGGUGUGUUAGAAACAGUGUAUGUUGGACAAAUGUGCCUCUCUUGGGAAAUCCUACAUUGGCAGUACCAGAAAGCAUUAGAGCUCUACGAUUCUGACCAUUUUGGUACGAGGAUAUACAACGAAGUCGCAGGCGAGUUCCAGCAGUUCCAAGUUCUGCUGCAAAGGUUCAUCGAGAACGAGCCUUUUGAAGGCCCGAGGUUGCAGAACUAUGUCAAGAAGCGUGUUGUGAUGCGGAAUUUGCUCCAAGUUCCUGUCAUUAGAGAGGACGGGAGCAAGGAUAAGAAGGCAAGAAGAAGAAUAAGAGGGAAGGACGGUGGGGCGAUUACAAGCGACCAGCUGGUGGAGAUAAUGGAGGAAUCAAUCAGAAUCAUGUGGAGAUUCAUUCGAGCCGAUAAAGAUUCACAUACUGCAAAACAUUUCAAUACAGGGAAGAAAGGAACUCAAAUAGAGCCACGUGAAGAUCCUGCUCAUCUCGAGUUGCUCUCAGAAGUCCACACAACUCUUCAAAAGAAGGAAAAGAGGUUGAAGGAGAUGGUGAGGAGUGGUAGUUGCAUACUGAGAAAGUUUCAGAAGAAGCAGCAGAAACACGACGAUGAAGAAAGUAGUAGUCCGUCGUCGGAUAAUGUGCUGUACUUCUUCUGUCAAGUGGACAUGAAGCUGGUUGCCAGGGUUCUUAACAUGUCGAAAAUAACGACCGAGCAGUUGCUGUGGUGUAGGAGUAAGUUGAGCAGGAUCAGUUUUGUAGGGAGGAGGGUUCAUGUUGACCCUUCUUUUUCUCUCUUCCCUUGCUAGUUAGUUGCUAGUACUAGUAGUAAUAAUGCUACUGUAUAUUUAUACCUCUAGGCACAUUUUUCUGUAUAUAGUGUAGUGUAGUGAGGGGAACUAUCUUGCAUUCCAAGGCACUUAGGGGGAAAAACACUAAUGAGAGUUGAUGAAAUCAAGAAGGCACUUCUGUUAGCGGGCAAGAACUACUGUACAUCAGCUACUGACAGAGAUGUAUAUCUCUGCAUUGUCAUUUCUUCUAGAGCUUUUCUUUUUGGUUUGAUUUAAUAUGAAGAGAGUUUCAGCCAAAUGGGAGCUGGUUGACUGGAAACUUUUAGUCGGCCAUCAAACCCACACGUUUGGAAUACGUGGGUGGAUGUAUACGCAAAACCAGUCAACCAGUUGGCGGUCGUCCAAAUGUGAAAUGUGCAACCCCCAACUCCAAUGGGAAAGGAAGUAAGCAAACACUUUUCACACCUUAAUUUUGUUAUUUACCGUCCAAACAUUUACAUUGAGAUUUCAAAAUAAAAGGUAUUUUACUCGGUUUUAAAUUAGAAUAUUUAUAAGAAAGCAGAGUAAAUCGGCAUUAUGAUAUGUAACAAAAUUAGUAUAAUUGAUAAAAAAAAGUAUUAUCUACUUUAUAUAAAUCAGGCAAAACAAAAUUUAAUUGUGCAAUAUGAUUUUAGUUACAACAAGAUAUAUGCUAACCUUCCAACUUGAUAGAAUGAAUUAUAUCAAUCACAUUCAAAUAGGUGAUAGACCCUUCUAGAUAGAGCUCCUAAGUUCAAAGGCUCAUGGUCAAUAAGACAAUAACCCAUUACUAAGGUCAAUGUUUUGAACAAGGUUCUAAAAGGCGCUAGGCGUAAGGCAGGCGCUCGGCUCCUGACUUGCGCCUUGCCUGAUUAGGCGUAGCCUAGGCGCGCCUAGGCGUUCAGAGCAUAAAUGGAAAAAGUUCUCAAAUAUUUACUGUUUUCUGGAAUAAUUCAUAUAAUCCAAGUGCAUAUAAAAUUAGUAAUGCCUAGUUCUUAACAGUAAACACUUAACAUAACAAAUAACAAGCAAUAGUGACCACUUCCUAGAAUCACAAGUUCAUAAAAUGUCGAAAUACUAAACCAUAGUCAAUAAGUUCAUAAGAUAAUGUUCAUUCUUCAUCAUCCAAGUAGGUCCGUCCAGCCACCACUACAUCUUCAUCAUCCUCCAAAGCAAUCUCCUCACCAUCCUCCUCCUCUUCCUCCUCUUCACACUCUAAUUCUUCAUCAUGGAGCUCUCUCACUCGUGCACUCCUACGAAGCUCACUCUGUUUACCCGUCAUUGCAUCUGUAACAGUACUUGAGGGUGCACAAUGUAAUUCCUCAUCCUCAUCUACGAAUACAUACAUAGCAUGGUCAUCCCCUAACCGUGUUUCUGAUUUUCUAGGGCAAGAGGCAAUUUUAUGAUUUUCUAGGACAAAACGAAGAGUAUUGGGUUUAACCGCCUAAGCUCGCCCAGGAAUGCCCAGGCACGCCUUCUCUCCACUAGGCGCAAACUAAGCGCUACCAGCGCCUUUUACAACGCCUAUGGCCAAGUCAAGGCGAUCCUCCACUGCCUAGCGCCUAAUUGAGCCUAGGCGUGCGCCUAGGCGCGCCUUCUUGAACCCUGGUUUUGAACUAACAUAUUUCGAGGAAAUAGAUUUUUUGUUUUUUG